Messenger RNA from Cottoperca gobio, 5911 nucleotides. RefSeq names its product ras and Rab interactor 2-like. The record is from RefSeq and is a predicted model, not a curated record. The transcript is spliced from 12 exons. Gene Ontology annotation, molecular function: guanyl-nucleotide exchange factor activity; small GTPase binding. Bases 264 to 3575 code for a protein of 1103 amino acids. Gene Ontology annotation, cellular component: endocytic vesicle; cytosol. Gene Ontology annotation, biological process: vesicle-mediated transport; signal transduction. Lineage: Eukaryota; Metazoa; Chordata; Actinopteri; Perciformes; Bovichtidae.
AGCCAGCUAAGAGCUUCUCAAAAGAAUUUAGGACCAUGUAGGCAGCUACCGGCACAGGACAGCUUCUGUUCACUUGUUUUUCCUUUCCUUAAAAUAUAAGAAAUACUUAUUAAUCAUCACAACUACCCGGCAGGGAGCUAUAAUGUCAUUUACAUGUCCAGCUACUCGUCGGAGCAGCGGAGUUUUCUUUUGCCAAACUGGAAUUACACUCACACCGUAACAGACAGUGGACAGAGACAGACCGAGAAGGCUCUACAGACAACAUGUCCACCAGUACCAUCAGCCAACCCUGCAAGCAGGAGAGAAAAGGCAGCUUCUUCAAGCUGAUCGACUCAUUUGCAGUGGAAAUCGGCACAUUGAAGAAGGAAAUGGGGAAAAAGACUGAGCCUGCAGAAGGAGACCCAAAGACAGACACACUCCUUGGACUGGGGGAAGAGGUGGGAGGUCUCUUCCUACAGGCUUCCCCUUGUGCUGGGAUCAGAGCGAGAGAUUCGGGCUACGAUUCCCUCCAUCGGCGGCUCAAUGUUCUGGACAGACUGGUGCAUACACAUGCUGUGUGGCUACAGCUGGGGCUCAGCCACCAGGAUGCCACAAAUAUACUGCAGAGCCAACCCACUGGGACAUUCGUGGUGAGGAAGUCAACCAGCCUGCAGAGGAAAGUAAUCUCUCUACGCAUGAACGAAGACUCUGCAGUUCCCGUCAAAGACUUCCCUGUGAAGGAGAGCCAGUACACUUUCUCUUUGGUGGGAUCAGGCCUGAGCUUUGCAGACCUUUUCCGUCUGGUGGCUUUCUGCUGCAUCAGCAGGGAUGUGUUGCCCUUCACUCUGAAGCUUCCAGAAGUCAUCGCUUCAGCCAGAACGUCUGCUAAUCUUGAGGAGGUUGCUAAACUUGGCGCAGGCUUCUGGGAUGCUCAGUUGUGCCACAGGAGGAAGGGCUCAGUCUCCUUUUCAGGAAUAGCUGCUCCUGACAGACCACCUCCCCCCUUGGCCACCACCCCAGGGCGCCCUCUGCUUCGAAUUCGCACCCCAUCGGAGCUUGAGUGUUGCCAGUCCAACAGAGCACUUUGCUUUAUCAACCCGCUCUUCAUAAAGGUUCAUCAACUAGAUUGCAAAAACAUCACCACUUCAAAUCCCUCUGGUACAGAAAAGCCAGGCCUGAGGGAGGAUCCCGUUAGCUUCAGCCUAAACACUCAACACUCCUGUAGAGACAGUUCUCAGGUCUGCAGCUCAGAUCGAAGUGACAGCAGCCAAUCAGGUCAAAGCAACCUUCAGAGCCUUGACAGAAACUCAAAGCUACAGGACGACCAAACCAGCUUUCGCAGUCAGAAGCUAAGUGCAUACAGUGUGCCGCGGUCCCCACCUCCACGUCCACCCCCACCUCGCCUUGUGUCGCAAAUCUCAGCCCCCCCUCUACGACAACGCAGUAUGCCAGAGAAGAUCUCCUGGAUCAACGUCCCCAAGGAGAAGGUGGAGGAGAGGGGCAGCAGCCUCCUUUCUCGUCUGGGCUCCUCGCUAAGCAUCAGCCCCUCAUCCUCCCCUCCCAAGAGGCUCAGCAUCAGCUCCCCCAUAUCCAUACCCCGACCCUCCCUUCCCAUUUCACUACCAUCGCUCUCCUCCUCUUCACGUCAGGCCAAGGCCUCACCAUCCUCUAGCCAGGAGGAUGCCCAGUGCCACUUGGCGCUGGAGGACCAGACUAUUGAGAAGGCCGUCAUCAGGGCCAGACUCUCUCAGCGUAAUGCUGCCAGAACCCACGCCCAGGACUCCAGCAGUCCUCCAGACUCUUCACUGAUGAUAACAAGCAAGCAAGCAGAUGCUACAGGAGGAGAAGAAGAAGAAGCAGGCAAAGAAUGCAGUGGGGGCGGCCAGCGGCUGAGUGACAUGAGCCUUUCUACAGAUUCCUCAGAUUCUCUGGACUUCUCUCAGUCCUCAGCCUUCUUCCUUCCUGACCUGCAUGACCCCAGUCCCCCCACUGUGGCUGACUUUAACACGCACCUCCCCCUCUCCAUCCCACCAUCCCAUAUGCCUUACUGCAGCAUGGAGGAGGACGAUGAUGAUGAGGAUGACGAGGAUGAAGAGGAGCCUGACUAUGGCGUCAGUCUUGAGAGCGACCAGGACCAAGACCAGGACCUGACUAUGGUGCCACCAGGCCACCGCACAAAGCGCCGCCCCAGCGGCAGUGCUUUAGUUCUGCAGAAGGCCCUGCGAGGGCACCUGCGUAAAAUGAGUGGUGUUUUCAACUCACUGCUGACGCCUGAGAAGAGGGCGAUCCGCAGGGUGAUGGAGUUGUCCCGGGAUAAAGGUUCGUACUUCGGCUGCCUGGUGCAGGACUACCUGAGUUACAUGGGCGAGGGUGCGGGCACCCAGGCUUGCCAGGGCUACGCCUCCGGACUGGAGAUGCUACAGACUCUCCGUCAGUUUAUCACUCAGAUGAAGAGCUACCUGAGACAGAGCUCUGAGUUGCAGCCACCAAUCGAGAGCCUAAUUCCUGAAGAUCAGAUCGACCAAGUCCUAGAGAAGGCCAUGCACAAGUGCAUCCUGAAGACCCUCAAACCGGUGGUGAGCGCGGCCCUGCAGGAGUUCCAGGUUCGCAGCGGGGAGUGGCAGGAGCUGAAGGAGAACCUGUCAUUGGCCAGGGCCCGGCAGCCUCAGGAAAUGGGCGUAGCUGACGCGCUGCCCCCGGACCCCGUGGCUAUAGAGAAGAUCAAGCACAAGUUCCACACCAUGAGUAAACUGUACUCCCCUGAGAAGAAGGUCACCAUGCUGCUGAGAGUCUGCAAACUCAUCUACACCAUCAUGGAAGACAACUCAGGUCGCUUGUAUGGUGCUGAUGACUUCCUGCCCAUGCUGACCUACGUGUUGGCCCAGUGUGACAUGCCCCAGCUGAACAAUGAGAUACUUUACAUGAUGGAGCUGCUGGACCCCUCUCUGCUGCAUGGAGAAGGUGGCUACUACCUGACCAGCGCAUAUGGAGCCAUGUCUCUGAUUAGACACUUCCAGGAGGAGCAGGCAGCCAGAGUGCUGAGCUCUGAAACCAGAGACACACUCCACCAGUGGCACCGCCGACGCACCACCCUGCGCUCUGCACCGUCCAUCGAUGACUUCCAGAACUACCUGCGGGUGGCGCUGCAGGAGCUGGACAGCGGCUGUACAGCCAAGACCCUACAGGUCCGACCUUACGCCCCCGUGGAGGAGGUGUGUCGCCUGUGUGCCCAGAAGUUUAAAGUGUCGGACCCUGAGAACUAUGGCUUGUUCCUGCUGAUGGAGGGCAGCAGCCAGCAGCUGGCACCGGACACCCACCCUCAGAAGAUCAAAGCUGAGCUCCACAGCCGCUCACAGGCCACUCCCUUCCACUUUGUCUUCCGCCGCAUGGCCAAAAGCAACACCUCGUCAUCAGCUCCCCUUACACCCAACCUCAACAACUUCACUGUGACCUCUGACCCCCUGGACAACCUCAAUGACCUCAGCAUUAACCUGUCACACCACUCCCCCCAGCCCGCUCUCAGCUCAGGCCUCAGUCCUACUCUGAGCCUCAGCCUGCCGACCAGCCACCUCAAUGCCAACUCUAUAUCCAUAUGACUGUAACAGGGGCUGAUCGACAGGGUCUUUGCCUCCCAGCUGUGACAGUACGGCCCAGUAUCUCUAACAAACAUGUUGAAAGGGUUCGACUGAGCAAAACGCUGUGUCUUUACAAAGCCUUACUUCUCGUUUUGGAUAGCACCUCCGUCUCAGUCAACAUUCCCCUUGAUGGAAAGUUAUGUCAGACAGACACGGGUGAAAGAGGAAAAUAAGAAAGGAGUAAAGUAUUUUUUUUUACUUCCAUGGCUCUACAUUUGGCUUCAGAGCUGCACUUUGCUGAACACGGCUCUUAAGUGUAAACACACAAUUAAGGUAGAGAUGUUGAGUUGUGUUCACAGUCUUGCCUUAAUUCUGGUGCUUUACGUGCUUCAGGGUCAGCUGUUCUUGUUGAUACCUUUAGGGUACACAGAGGGAAAUCAGAUCUGUGAUACAUGUAAGUAAGCUUUGAUCAAUCAUUUUAAAUCUACAGCAGAUCGUUUAUUUAGUUAAUGGAUAUUAAUAUGAUUUACUUACAACAGUUGCUGGUAAACUGUUAUUAUGUUGUUUGUGUUUUGAAACUGUUAAUCCCUCAGAUUGUUUAUAUAUUUGUGAUGGCUUUGGCAACACCCAGUGGUGACUGGUGCACACAGCAAGAGUUCCAUCUGAAACACAACAUUUAUGGCCUCAGGUGUAAAGAAAUAAGCCUUACUGCAACAAAAUUCAUCGGAAGAAAAGGAACUCAACUGUACAGCUAAGAACACACACUUGUAAUGUAAAAACAAAGUUUAGAAAGUGCUGUAGCAGGGUUAAAAACCUAUUUACCAACGCACAACUUUUCUUAUACCUUGCGGCAACUAGUCUACAUGCAGUUAUUGUACUCCUCAUUACUAGUAAAAGUGCUGUACAUAUACAACCUCGACAAACCGGCAGGCACUAAAAGAGUAUUGCACCGAUUUAGCAUUAAACUUCUUUAACACUGUCAGAAAUGUUCAUGAAAGUAUCAAAAUCAAUGCAGCAGAACCAGUGAUAUCGUCUUUUACAUAUGCAACAUUACCCACAGUGUAAAUGCUCUUUAAUUUACACAAUAUCUAUGGUGCCAAAAGUGUGGUGCCAAUGAAAAAAGAGACACAAUUUUGCCUUUUUCUUUGUAUACUUGUUUGAAUAUCAGAGCCUAACUGUGCCUCCUUUUCUGUUUUGACUUGACAUUGAAAGAUAAUCGAAUAACAGUGUAUUUCUUUGUCAAAUCUUUGCUCUGGCUACUGAGCCACGGCUAAUUUCCUUCUGCUUUCGACAUGCCGCAUUUCCUGUGCAUUUGCAGGUAGAUGCCAGCAUUAUCAAUGAGAAGUAUAAUAUAUAAUAUGGCAUUUUUAUAUGAUAAUCUUGAGAAUUAACAUUUUUAAAAUUAGUCAAAUAUUGCUCUUGCAUGUAGUUUGUGUUUAAGUGUAAUGUUAGAAACAGGCAAGUCUGCCAGUGUUUAAGAAAAUGUAACAUUCAUCUAUCUAUUGACUGAUUAUCCUGGUGAUAUGAAUGAUACUGUAUCAUACCUGAUAUAUUGCUUUUUAAAGGGUAUCUUUUCCACAGAUUGACAAUAUGUGACCGAGGAACAACUGUGGCUUCAGCGUUACAAUUUUGACAAGUCUCUGUACUACUGACAAAUGUUAAAGGUUUUUAUCCUGGUGGAAAAAAAUGUGGUCAGUUAUAAAAAACAGAUGUGUGGAAUCAAAGCUGGUCUGAGGUCACAGUGAAACGUGCUGUAUAUUUGGAAAGACAAAUGGAUGUGAGGACACAGUAGGCAGGAGAAGGACAUGUACUGGGAUAGUCUCUCUCUGCUCUACAGUCUACAUCAGUAUUGAAUUUGGCACUGUAGGUUUGAAAAAAAUACUUGAAAAUUUCUUAUGAAUUUAAAGCUUCCAGUUGUUGGAAAAUCUAAUUGAAAUGCUGUUUCUUCACUGAGUAUUGAACAUUAAUUCCUGUUGUACAGUGACAGAGGUAAAUGUCUGAGGUGUGGUUAGUGGAGAGGAAACCUGAGAGCUUUUGGAGGCAGUUGAGUAGCAUUAAUGUCAUUCAUCUUCUGUAAUUAACCUUAAAGUAGCUAACCAUGUAUGUAAGGUCUGGGUGCGAAGUGUUCAUCGUUUGACUUGACUCAUACUGCCAUAUUUUCUUUGAUAAGCAAAGUAAGUAUUUAUAGGUCUCUGUGCUGGGUUUUUUUUCACAGAUGGCUUUUACAUUUCUAUAAUGUUCUUUUUAGUGUCAAAGUGUCAUUUGCUUUGAGGAGACAUCUUCCUGUUUAUGAUUUGUCAUUGAAUGAUAUCAUAAAUAUUCUUUUGCACUUAAUAAAUAUUGGAAAUGGAAUUACA